AUGGUCGGCUUUUUCCACAAUCACACUCAAACCGUCUCUCCUCCAAAAAGGGUCUCUCAUCCAGCCUGGGCCGCAGGCUCAACCCCGCCGCCUCAUCACAUCACUGCCUCCGAACGAGAUUCAAGCCCAGGCCCAAUGUGCACAUUGGCAGCAUAUUGCGAUUAUACUCCACAGCCAUGGUUGCCAGAACGUCACAGAAAAGAGUGCAACAUUUGA
Molecule: messenger RNA, 216 nt
Organism: Protopolystoma xenopodis
Lineage: Eukaryota; Metazoa; Platyhelminthes; Monogenea; Polystomatidea; Polystomatidae
Source: the annotation of a GenBank genome assembly